Lolium rigidum is the source of this 3767-nucleotide messenger RNA. RefSeq names its product disease resistance protein PIK6-NP-like. Lineage: Eukaryota; Viridiplantae; Streptophyta; Magnoliopsida; Poales; Poaceae. Gene Ontology annotation, molecular function: ADP binding. Gene Ontology annotation, biological process: defense response to other organism. Bases 45 to 3575 code for a protein of 1176 amino acids. The transcript is spliced from 3 exons. The record is from RefSeq and is a predicted model, not a curated record.
GCAAGAAUAAAACACCAGAUCGAGAAAGCUAGCAGCUGCCAGCCAUGGCGGACCUGGUAGUUGGGUUGGCCAAGACGGUGGUGGAGGGUGCGCUAACCAAGGCCCAGUCGGCGAUUGAGGAGGAGUCCCAGCUGCGGGAGAGCGCGCAGCGAGACCUCGUGUUCAUCACCGGCGAAUUCGAGAUGAUGCACUCCUUCCUGAACGUCGCCACCAAGGAGCGCGUGGAGAACAAGGUGGUGAUGACCUGGGUGCGGCAGGUCCGUGAGCUGGCCUACGAUGUGGAGGACUGCAUCGAGUUCGUCAUCCACCUCGACAACAAGACCAGCUGCAGCUGGUGGUGGCGCAAGAUGCCAUCAUGCAUUGGGACGCCGCCCUCGGUGCUGGCGCUGGACGAGGCCGUCAAUGAUAUUGAGCAGCUCAAGGCCAGGGUGGCGGACGUGAGCACCAGGAACGCGCGCUACAGCCUCAUCAGCGACUCUGGCUCCAAGCCCGUCACGCAGCAUCAGGCAGCCACGACCGGUGCCAGUGCCCUCAGCUCGACGGCAUUCAACAUGCUCGCCGAGGCGAGGGAUGCCGCGAGGAGAUGGCAAGGCCUAGGAGAUCUCACCCAGUUGAUCACCAACAAAGACAACACCAACGAACCUCUUCAGGUGAUCUCUAUUUGGGGAACAGGCAGUGAUCUUGGGAUAACCUCAAUCAUCAGGAAGGCAUACAAUGAUCCAGAAAUCAGUAAGAAUUUUGCCUGUCGCUCAUGGGUCCAGCUCAUGCAUCCUUUCGAUCCCCAUGAGUUUGUCCGUCGCUUCAUGGCACAGGUAUACACAAACGAUUGCAAAGAACAAGGUGCCCGCGUUGGUGCACAUGUCCUUGCAAAGAUGAAGGUCAGCCAAGAAUAUCUCCUCGAAGAAUUUGUGCAAUUAGUCAACAACAAGACUUACCUCGUCGUCUUGGAGAACCUGACAGACAUGGUGGUUUGGGAUGCCGUGAGGACGUUCCUUCCUGACAUGAAGAAUGGCAGCUGGAUCAUCGUGUCCACGCAGCAAUUAGAGAUUGCAAGCUUGUGCGUCGGACACUCUUACCAGCCAUUGGAGCUCAAGCAGUUCUCACCUGACCACUCAGUUUGUGCAUUAUUCAAAGAGGGUUCUCAAGACUACGGAAACAAAGAAGCGAAACGAAUGGCAUGCGAAGUGAGCCCACAUUUGUCCUUGGAAGAUAUUCACUCCAACAAUAAGCAAGAGAUUCUUGAAUGGAUGACCAAUUAUCCCCUUGUUGGACGAGAGCCGCAAAUGAAUGAACUUGGCAGGUAUACAGCAAGGGCACGUAUGAACGAUUCCCCAGUUAUAUCCGUUUGGGGGAUAGCUGGCGUUGGGAAAUCUUCUGUUGUUAGAAGCCUGUAUUAUGAUAGAAUGGUUAAGAGUAAACAGUUUAACAAGUACAGUUGGGUGGACGUAUCACAUCCAUUCAAUUUAAGGGAUUUUUCAAGGAGCUUGAUUUCAGAUCAUCACUCAGAAAAAGACCCAAUUAAAGAAUGCCGCGAGCUUCUGAGCCAACAUCAGUGUCUCGUGGUUAUUGAUGAUCUCCAGUCAAAAGAAGAAUGGGACUUAAUACAGGCUGCAUUGGUAUCAAGACCUUCUGCAAGUAUUAUCAUUGUCAUUACAACUGAAGCCAGCAUCGCUACAUAUUGCACAAAUAAUGAUGAUCAAGUCUUUAAUGUCAAAGGUCUAGAAGCUGAUGCAGCCAAGGAGCUCUUCAUGAAAGAGGUACAGAGGAAGAAUUCAUCAUCAGCUUUAAUUGGCCACGAUGCUACAGAGCUAGAAGAACUUAUUUUCAAGUGUGGAGGUCUUCCCAAAGUAAUUGUUUCUAUAGCUUCCUUAUUGGCCACACAGACAGUAACAUUAAUGGAGACAGUACGUUCGCUGAAUGACAAAUUUAUGCACGAUCUAGAGACCAAUCCAGAGUAUGAUAGUCUGCGGGGCCUAUUUGACUGGAUGUAUAAUUACUUCCGUACUUGCCCAGAUUCCCUCAAGCCAUGUAUCUUCUACCUAUCAAUUUUUCCUCGACGUCACAACAUUCGGCGAAGGAGACUAGAGAGGAGGUGGAUUGCAGAAGGUUACUCAAGAGACAGUGAAAAAGAAUCAGCGGUGGAUAAAGCAGAGAAUUUCUUCUCCAGGCUGCUUGAUCUGAGCAUAAUCCAGCGGAAUCCAAAGUUUGUCACCACUGCAUUCAGUGACACAAGGAUGGUCGCGUGCCAGGUCAAUGGCUUCAUCCGGGAGUACAUCGUGUCACGAGGAACGGAGGAGAACCUUGUGUUUGAACUUGGACCCAACUGUGUUCUAUCCACCCAACGAACCGGGCGCCACCUUAUCAUAUUGAAAGACUGGGAUAGAGACAUAAUUGUGUUCGAGAGCAUUGACUUUUCCCGGCUACGGUCACUGACAGUGCUUGGGAAUUGGGAAUCAUUCUUCAUCUCAAAAAACAUGAGGCUACUUCGGGUGCUUGAUCUGGAGGACGCAUUGGGUGUGAAGGAUGAAGAUCUCAAGACCAUGGUCAAGCGGGUGCUUCGCCUGAAGUUUCUCUCUUUACGGGGAUGCAGUGAGAUCUCCCGUCUGCCAAAUUCACUAGGUGAUCUCAGGCAGCUGCAGACUCUAGAUGUGAGGCAUACCUCCAUAGUUGCAUUGCCAAAGAGCAUCGGCAAGUUACAAAAGCUGCAGUAUGUCCGUGCCGGCACCAAAGUCUCAGCUUCAACGCCACCGGCCUUAUAUAGAAGGUUGCUAGAGUUCUGCACAGGUCGUGGCCUAGUUGGUGUUAAGGUGCCAAGAGGGAUUGGUAAACUGACAGCGCUGCACACGCUUGGUGUUGUUAAUGUUCGUGCUUCAGGAGGGAGGGCCAUUGUGGAAGAGCUCAAGAAGCUGACCCAAUUGCGCAAGCUCGGAGUAUCUGGCAUCAACAAGCGUAACAGCAAGAAUUUCUUCUCUGCAAUCUCAUGUCUUCUGCAUUUGGAAUCCUUGUUAGUGCAGCUCGACGAGGGCAGUCAAAGUUGCUUGGAUGACAUCACCCUGCCUUGGGAGAACCUACAGAGUCUUACACUAUAUGGGCUCAAAGACAAGUUGCCACUAAGAAGCCCUCCACCAACAAAGCAUCUUAGUAAGCUCAAUAAGUUGGAUCUGGAGAUAGACACUUUACAGCAAGAUGCCAUGGAUUUCCUAGGCAAGCUACCAGAGCUAUGUAUUGUACACCUUCGAGUCAAACAGCUUGGGGAUGGUAAGCUCCAUUUUUAUUCCGAGCUAGAAGGUUUGGAGUUGGACACCUUCAAGAAGGUGAAGAUUCUCGAGGUCACUUGCAGUUCCAGUUUAAAUGUAACCUUUGGGUCAAAAGCUAUGAAGAAUCUUGAGCUGCUAAAGAUUGACUGCUCCAUCGCAUCAUAUCAGCUUACUAGCAUGGAUCAUCUGUGUGAACUGAACGAAGUAUUGAUCAAGGGUACCGAUGAUCAAGAAAUCAAGAAAGCCCUCGAGGACCAGCUUGUCAACCAUCCAAAGAACCCUGUGGUGAAGCUCGCUGGAGUGCCACAAUUGUCUUGAAGGUCGGUAUUUUUUCUGUUUAUUUCCUUUUGGUUUCAAUUAUCACUACCUGGCCUGGAUCCAACCUUUGCAAUCCCUCGGUUGUUUGUAUACCAUAAUUUAGAUGGCUUGUGCGCUUAUCGUUUUAUAAACAUGUAUUUUGUAUAAAUAUACUAUCGGCAGUCAUCUAUGGGUAUUUGGAUUUGUGCUUAC